AUGGGUUCGCUCUCGGCCGCAUCGUUUGCGCUCGUCGUCAUCCUUUCAGGGUACUUUGCGUCGCUCAGCCUCACCCCUCCCAAUGUGAAUCCAGCUGCGCAUCAAGCCUGGGGCCAAGAUAGCAUCCGCCUCCUCAUACAACCUGGACCCAUCAUGGUCGUCCGGCUGCUCGUCCUUGGCAUUGCACUUCAUCAUGCCGCCGUGGCCCUCAUGCUUCAUACCAAAGGCGCGGGCCGUGCACCCGACGACGGCGUGAAUCAUCGUCUGUUCAAAUGGACCGGCUUCACCUCGUUCAGCCUGUUCCUCAUGCUCUGUGUAGGGACCCCCUUGCGACUCUCUGCUUUUGGAGCCUUGGGCAGCCGCUUCACCUUUGGUUUGGCUCAGCCAAAUGAGCUCAAUACAAGCGGCAUCUAUCACUACAUCCAGCACCCUAGCUACACGGGAUUUCUCCUGAUAAUGAUUCCCUAUUUGCUGCUAUUCGUGCGUUGGGACGGCUCGGUGGUCUACUGGCUCCCGCGGCGCGUGCGUCGCUCGCUCGACGGAUGGGGCUUUGUCGGGUACGUUGCCGGGUUCGCAGUCAUUGCAUUGGGAGCUGCUUUGCGAGUCUCGGAAGAGGAGACCAUGCUGAAAGAGUCUUUCGGUCACAAAUGGGAGACGUGGAACAGAAACACGAAGCGAUUCAUUCCGGGUGUCUUUUAA
Ustilaginoidea virens is the source of this 699-nucleotide messenger RNA. RefSeq lists its product as uncharacterized. Bases 1 to 699 code for a protein of 232 amino acids. The transcript has a single exon. The record is from RefSeq and is a predicted model, not a curated record. Gene Ontology annotation, biological process: C-terminal protein methylation. Lineage: Eukaryota; Fungi; Ascomycota; Sordariomycetes; Hypocreales; Clavicipitaceae. Gene Ontology annotation, cellular component: membrane; endoplasmic reticulum. Gene Ontology annotation, molecular function: protein C-terminal S-isoprenylcysteine carboxyl O-methyltransferase activity.